AAGCCUCUGUCACCGCUCUUCACUCUCCCCACAGUUCUCCGUCUCUCGCUCUCUCUACUUUCUCUCCCUAACUCAACUGUUACAUUUCUCGCACUGUCACAAUCGAGAUUUUGUAAAAAAAAGAUUCGCGGACGAUUCGGUUCUCUGAAUCAAGCAUUUGUUUCAUGAAAUGAGGAUUAGAUCUUGGGCACAGUCUAGGGUUUCGGAAUAGUCCCUGCUCAAUGGCUAUCCGAGGAGUAGAUUUCAAGUGGUAUGAUGGGUUUUUCUUGUCGAUGCUCGCUACUAGUGUAAUAAUUGUAGCAAUCAAUUGGAAGCGAUACGAUCUAUGUACAUAUCCGUUGCAUAUAUGGAUCAUGGUUGACUAUACCACUGUGUUUGUUUUUCGGCUCUUGAUGUUUGUAGAUAAUGGGCUUGCUGCUGGAAUGGGUUUGGAUUUUGGGUGGCAGCAGAGAUAUGCUCGCUUUUGUGGAAGAAUAGUGGUUCUUUCCAUUCUUUCUUUGCUACUUUAUCCCUUUCUUUGGGCUUGGACUGUAAUUGGUACUCUGUGGUUCACUAGGGCAAGAGACUGUUUACCUGAAGAAGGUCAGAAAUGGGGUUUCCUUAUUUGGUUGCUUUUCAGCUAUUGUGGACUCCUUUGCAUUGCUUGCAUGUCCAUGGGGAAGUGGUUUUCACGAAGACAAGCACACUUACUACGUGCUCAACAAGGGAUUCCUGUUUCAGAAUAUGGGGUUUUGGUGGACAUGAUCAGGGUACCAGAUUGGGCUUUUGAAGCUGCAGGCCAGGAGAUGAGAGGCAUGGGUCAAGAUGCUGCUGCAUACCAUCCUGGCCUUUACUUGACUCCAACUCAGAGGGAAGCAGUGGAGGCUCUUAUUCAAGAACUUCCAAAGUUCAGGCUGAAGGCAGUUCCAACUGAUUGCAGUGAAUGUCCCAUCUGCUUAGAAGAGUUCCAUGUGGGAAAUGAGAAGGUUUUAUACUGGUUGCAACCCCACACAAAUUCUCUUAUGUCCGGGAUGCUGGCUGAGCGAGAUGCAGCUGCAAAAGUGAUGCAGGUGGAGCUAUUAAAGGAAGGAAAAUUAGUGACACAAGGAUAUGUUUGGUUCUCGGAAAAUUUCAGGGAAAAUGUUCGUGGCCUUCCCUGUGCUCACAAUUUCCAUGUGGAAUGCAUUGAUGAGUGGCUCCGGUUGAAUGUGAAAUGUCCUCGUUGCCGCUGCUCAGUCUUCCCAAACCUUGACCUUAGCGCGCUGACCCAUUUUCGGGCCGAUUCAGAAAGAUCAUCUGCUAGUGUGGUGACAGCCACUCGUUAUGUGAGAGUCCAACCUCCCAGCCAGGGCUAUAUGUUGAGAUUGCAGGGCUUUCUCCGGCCAGUCCGGACGGAAAAUGCAGGGGCAGGCAACGAUGCAGAUAAUGCUUUGGAAAAUGCUGAGAAUGGUGGUCUGCCAGUUGUAACGGAUGAUCUCACAAACACAGAACCAGCACCUUUUGAUAAUGGAGUGCUGGUUCAUCACUCCACCCCACCUCAAAGUUAAGACCAUUUCUUGAAUUUUCUCUUACACAUUUUAUGUUGGCAUCUAACUGCAUGUACUGAGAGAAGACACCUGAUGCUUAUACUGGGUUUUCAUUGUAAUGAAAAGAAUUUAUUGAUAUGAAGAUCGUUUUUUUCA
Molecule: messenger RNA, 1661 nt
Organism: Vitis vinifera (wine grape)
Lineage: Eukaryota; Viridiplantae; Streptophyta; Magnoliopsida; Vitales; Vitaceae
Product: E3 ubiquitin-protein ligase SIS3
Exons: 11
Coding region: 222-1526 (434 amino acids)
Biological process (GO): sugar mediated signaling pathway
Molecular function (GO): ubiquitin-protein transferase activity
Source: RefSeq, a predicted model, not a curated record